UUUAAACAAAAUCCCUGGACAUUUGGACAUUUUUAAACAAAAAUCGGUGAGUGACGCCAUCACGCAGUCGUCACGCGGACGCUGAGUGAAAGAUAAAUACAAAUAAAAGAAUUUUUGUUGAUCCCAGAGACGACGGAGUUCAGUUUGUCGUCAAUAUUCAUCGAUUCAAGAGAAUGACGUCGGUCGCUGGGAGUGUUGAACCGGUCGAGAAGGAGGUCAAGGUGAAGGAGAGUGUGACCUUGGUGGUUGCAGACACGAGGAGUCCUGAAAAAUCCACCAAGGACGCGGUGAAGGGGAUACCUGGGGAACCAGUACCACCUGUCCCCACACGUGCCAAGAAAAUUCCUAUUGUCGAUCCUGUCGAUAAGACCCAGCCACCUGUGAAGGUUCCAGUGCCCCAUAAAAUUCGCUCCAACGUUCUUCCAGAAAAUUCGUACAACCUGAAACCCCUGGUUUUGUCCACCCAUCUGGUCCCCUCCCUCCCAAUUGAACUAUUCGAACUAGUCGCCGAAAUUAUUGAACAUUCCACUCAGACUCCUGUCGUCCUUAUCCACGAAUCCAGGGUCAAUCGUCCUGUCGCCAGUGAUGUCGUGGAUAUAGCUUUCUUGCCUGCUGGUCAGGAAUGGAAGGAUGGAAAACUCCUGCCAAUUGGACUCGUCUUCGAUCACCGUCUUAAUACUAAAAAUGACCCUGGAGUUUAUGCUGAUAUCGUAGUAGCACAAGACAUCGCAGAGAAAAUUGAAGAUAUUAUUGACCUUCGGGGGUAUAAGGUGGCCCUCCCAGGGAGGUACAUGAAAAUUGGAGGGGUGGGAUUGCUCAUGAAUUACCUGAAGUCGAAAGGAGAGAAUCCAUCAUUUUUUGGGAACACUUUAGACUCUGAGACCCAAGUGGCAGCCCUGCAGAUGGUCGCCGGCAAGCAGACGGAGGUGGGGGUGAUAGAAGCCCCAGUGAUAAAUUGUCAGAGGUACAGUCUUCCAGGAGUCAAUAAUCUCCUGAUCCUGGAGAGUCUGGGGCCCCUGCCUCCCUACAAAAUCCUGCUGAACCCGCGAGUCUCUCAGAAGACGUCAGAUCAAAUAAAGCGAGGAUUUCUGAAUGUUAAGUCGAAUCCCCAGUGGCUGGAUCGUCUAAAAUCCUUCGGGGCCAGGGGAUUUGCCGAGUACUCACAAGACAAUUACGAUGUUGAGGAGAUAAAAACAGCUGUCACAAGAGUCGCCUAUUACUAAACUUUUCGAAAAAAAAAAAAACUAAGACAACAGUUGAAUUUUUAGAUUAAAAGCAAACGGAAAUGAUUCUUCCAGUAAAUUAGCAGAUAAUCGAAGAAGUUGGUCGAGUUUUUCGGGAGUACGACCAAAACUACUGGAUUUAGACGAAAAUAUGAAAAUACAUUUUUUGUAGGCCAUAAAAUUCUGCAUAAAAAAUGUCCUACGACAUUUUUUCAUAAACCCUUUUAUGAUUAAGCUAAAUCCAAAAUAAAAUAUCCCAUGAAAGUGAAACCAACUUAAUCCAAAAGUUACAGAUUAAAUUCAAAGACUGCGAGAUUAUUUGAGUACUUCACACUUUUAUUUUCGUAAUAACUUUGUCCUCUAAUAAAGACUCUAAUCUACUUACAA
This is a messenger RNA of Diachasmimorpha longicaudata, 1610 nucleotides long. RefSeq lists its product as uncharacterized. Bases 174 to 1223 code for a protein of 349 amino acids. The record is from RefSeq and is a predicted model, not a curated record. The transcript is spliced from 6 exons. NCBI's taxonomy places the organism in Eukaryota, Metazoa, Arthropoda, Insecta, Hymenoptera, Braconidae.